Molecule: messenger RNA, 1266 nt
Organism: Loa loa (African eye worm)
Lineage: Eukaryota; Metazoa; Nematoda; Chromadorea; Rhabditida; Onchocercidae
Product: XRP2 protein
Exons: 8
Coding region: 169-1047 (292 amino acids)
Biological process (GO): post-Golgi vesicle-mediated transport
Cellular component (GO): periciliary membrane compartment; cilium
Molecular function (GO): GTPase activator activity
Source: RefSeq, a predicted model, not a curated record
CGCGACAAACGAUGUGGCCGAUGUCGUCAGCAUUUCAUUCUUAUUAAUUUGCAGAUUACUUUACAUCACACGUUAAAUGACUUUGUCUAUACAAGUGUCUUCCCAAAGAUUUAUGGAUAAUCUCAUUGCUGAAGCAUCAUUCCUAGAUUUGUUUAUCUGCCAUUCCUGAUGCUAAACUCGUGUUGUUUAAUCAGCAAACGUUCAAAGCGCGAAGAGCAGUACCACAUCAAGAAUGACGAUUGCGGGAAAUAUUCCUGGGAUAAAGAAAAACCCAGUCCGGCGGAAUAUCGUUUCGUCAAUCUUUGUGGUGAGAUUGCUAUUAAAUCAGAUGGCCAUAUUACCGGCGAGCAAUUCACUGUCGAGAAAUGCAAAGAAUGUUGCAUACUGUUACUUGAUCACUUGGCCACAGUGAAUGUUGAUGAUUGCGAAGGGUGCCUCAUUGUUACUGGCCCUUGCAAAGGAAGUGUGUUUAUUCGGGACUGCAAGAAUACCACAUUGUUUACCAUUUGUCAACAAUUCCGAAGUCGAGAUUGCAUUAAUAUUGAUGUAUUCUUAUUCUGUACAACGAAACCAAUUAUCGAAUCAAGUAAAUUGAUGCGAUUUCGAUCACUUGCUCUUUCUUAUAACAAACUCGAAGAGCAUAUAACGAAGACAUCACUAAGCCCGUUCACUAACAACUGGAAUAGUGUGCACGAUUUUACACCCGAAGAUGUUCCUAAUUUCGAAAUUUGCAUUACAGAAUAUAACAAAAUUAAGAAAAUGGACAUGGUUAAUAAUGUCGAGGACGUUAAAUUCAUCCCUGAACUAUCAGUUCUUCCCUUGUAUACUGUUGCAAGCAAAGCCAUUGGCAAGAAAAUGCUCAUCUUAUGUGUGGAACAAGAUAACGAAGCUUUAGUUUCAUUUUAUGGUCGCAUAUUGAAGUUUUUGAGAGAGAUAUUGUCGCGAGGUGCAGAGCUUAUCACAACUAGAGAUAUAAUAAUCCGAAAAAGGGAGCUUUCACCUUCGUUCAUAUCCAAGAAGUAUGCCGAAUUAUCAGGAAUUAAUUAGGAAAAAUCGGCAACAGCCUAAUCACGAAGAAGAGCAAGUGGAAUGGUUUAGCCGCUGACGUCAUAGGUUUCUCUCAAACGGAAGACUCAUUUCGCCUUGGCCGAGUAGUAAGUAUUUUGCAAACAGAGAAGAUUCUAUCACCGAGAAACAUGUUGUAUUGAAGCAUUGCUAUGAAUUGGCUUGCAAAUUUAUUGCUCAGCAGAGAAAACUUUACAUCCC